Oreochromis aureus is the source of this 4203-nucleotide messenger RNA. It is a transcript of the gene larp1b, whose product is annotated as La ribonucleoprotein 1B. Gene Ontology annotation, biological process: positive regulation of translation; mRNA stabilization. Gene Ontology annotation, molecular function: RNA cap binding. The transcript has 19 exons. Gene Ontology annotation, cellular component: cytosol; cytoplasmic stress granule. Bases 437 to 3703 code for a protein of 1088 amino acids. Lineage: Eukaryota; Metazoa; Chordata; Actinopteri; Cichliformes; Cichlidae. The record is from RefSeq and is a predicted model, not a curated record.
UACAGCGUAGCUCCACGAGCUCCUGGCUGGUAGCGUGGAGUUGAAACCAGAGAGGAGGUCGCUGUAGUAGUUCUUUUAAAAGAAAAAGUUACAGAAACUCGUUGGAGAAAGAAUAGAGUGUGAGUGGUUUACAUGGUGACAAACUACAAACUCAGAGGUAAUUAUUUGUUCAUAUGAAACAGUCAACUAGAGUGAAAAACAACAACGUUUAGUUCGGGCUCGCUGACUUCUGCAUGGUCGGUCGCUAGCUAGCUAGGACUUAGCUCCAAGAGCUACUUGGCUAGCUGGCUAGCGAGGUCCAGCCCAGAAGUUGUUUACCUCAACUUGUGGAUGUGGUCGCCCCUUGAGCUUUUCACGACUUUUCUUGGGGAUAAGAGAGCAAGGACCAACAAUUCACACUGGAUUUAACACUGUGCGCUGUUAGGAAACUAGCAGGAUGUCCACAGAGGUUGAGUGUGCUCAGGUUGACUCGGGUUUGACAGCGGCCAGCCCGAGCGGAGUGGUGGAGAAGAACCAAAACACGUCCCAGGGUGCUCGCCUGGACAAAGGACAAGAUCAGGGGCAGAAAGUCUUGGAAAAACAACUAGUGGACAGCCACGACUCCGAGGCUCCCAAGAGCCCAGCGGAUAUAGAAAAGGAAAGCAAAGAAAACUGUAAAGAAAACGACCAAAGUAGUAACGCUGACUCGGCUGUUGAGACGGUGAAGAAGAAAGUUGUUGAAGCGCCUCCGCCGAAAGUCAACCCGUGGACUAAAAGGACCACGGGCAGAGUGCCGGUCAGCAAUACCAACUCUAGCUCCCAAGACAAAGAUCAGCAAAAUGCUCCGAAAGUCGUCCGCGCCACCAAGCCCAGAACGAGAAAAUCCAGCAAGUCAAGUGACUUCAGUGACAUCACAAACUGGCCUACACCUGGAGAACUGGCCAAAGAGCAACAACAAAAUGUCCUCAACAACAAUGGAAAGAAGCCUCCCUCUUUGCGCAGAGAUAAGGAGAAGAAAAGAGAGCGACCAGAGAGAAAAUCUGAGAGCAGCCAUGAUGGAGGUGAGAGCAAAGAGAACCAGGAGGCUCAGGUGGAGCCGAUGGGAGAGCUGACCAAAGAUGAAGAGUCAAAAGCAGGACAGGACGCCAAGAGUGCCAACCUGAGGAAGAGAGGAGGUAACAAACGUAAGUGGGUCUCUCUGCCGCUGGAGGAAGUGUCCCGGGAUGAUGAUGCCAAGACGGCCGGCAGGGACCCAGCACGCUCAGACACAGAGCCCAUCGAUGACUCGUCUGACCUCACGUCGCCUAAUCAAACGCUCCAUAAUAACAGGGCGCAUGAUAGCACCAGGAGUUGGCGAAGAGAGCCGCGGGACUUUGGCGAUGAUGCUACAAGCAUCCGGAGCGACGGUGGGAGUGUUCGUGGAGGAAUACGAGGAAGAGGGAAGGGACGUGGACGCGGAAGAGGUCGUGGGCGAGGGCGAUAUGAAUACCCUCUAAACUUUGGAGACUCUCAGUCAUCUGAUGGCUCUGCUCAGGCCCCUGCAGAGUUUGGCACCAACAUGGUUUACUACUACAGUGAUGGCAACAAACUCCAGAUGUACACGGUGGAUGAAAAGCUUCUUAAGGAAUACAUCAAACGGCAAAUUGAGUACUACUUUAGCCUCCACAAUCUGGAGCGAGACUUCUUCCUGAGGAGAAAAAUGGACGCGCAGGGUUUCCUCCCCAUCUCCCUCAUCGCCAGCUUCCACAGAGUGCAGGCCCUCACCACUGACGUCAGCCUCAUCAUUGAGGCUCUGAAGAGCAGCACAGAGGUGGAGCUGGUCGAUGAAAGGAUCCGCUGUAAAACAGACCCUGAGCGUUGGCCGAUUCCCACCCCUACCAACGUUGGUUCCCCUCGCACCGACUUCUCCCAGCUCAUUAACUGUCCUGAGUUUGUUCCUCGACAGACCCUCAAUGCCACAAACUCCGCUUCAUCACCUGUGAAGGCGACUCCUCCUGAUCCCGUGCAGCCUCAGGACUCUGCUGACCCUGGCUUCUCCAGCCAGGAAUCUCUACCGGCCACAGAUGACUCCAAAGAUGCCCUCGCCCCCAAGCCCGACCCUGACGCCUGGAUCCAGGUUGAGAAACGUCAUAGGCAGCCCUCUGCAAAAGCAAAGGGGGAUAGUAAAACGCCUCCUCCCAGCCAGCAGCCUCCUCCACUGGCAGAGCCCGACCAGGAGGAGCUGGACUUCAUGUUUGAUGAGGAAAUGGAGCAGAUGGCGGCCAGGAAGAACAAGUUCACAGACUGUUUAGAUGAGGACGACUCGGACUAUGAGCUGGAUGACCAGGAUGUGAACAAGAUCCUCAUCGUCACCCAGACUCCACCCUACCUCCGUAAGCAUCCCAGUGGGGAUCGGACAGGUAACCACGAGUCCCGAGCUAAGAUUACUGCCGACCUGGCCAAAGCCAUCAACGACGGGCUGUACUACUACGAACAGGACCUGUGGAAGGGGGAGGAGCCAAUCGAGUGCAUCAAGCAGGAAGUGGAGAACUUCAAGAAGCUGAACGUCAUCAGUAAAGAUGAGUUCGACACUCUCACCCCCAAAGCCCCCAUUGACUCAAACCAGGAAGUCCCAUCUCUUCCCAUGCCAGCAGACAGUGGAGCAGAGUUGGCUCGUUCUGUGCCCACAAUGGUCCCACAGUCGCCCAGAGCUCACCAACCCCGGACCCCCAGAACCCCUCGCACCCCUGGACGCCAGGACCCCAACAAGACACCACGUUUCUACCCCGUGAUGAAGGAGACUGGCGCCAUCGAUGGACAGACGCCCAGGAAGAAGAAGACGAGCCACAGUUCGAACCCUCCCCAGGAGGCUCACAUAGGCUGGGUGAUGGACUCUCGCGAACACCGACCGCGCUCUGCGUCCAUCAGCAGCUCCAACGCCUCUCCAUCAGAAGGAGCCCCGCUAUCAGGAAGUUACGGCUGUACCCCUCAGUCAUUGCCCAAAUUUUGGCAUCCAUCGCAUGAGCUGCUGAGGGACAAUGGCUUCACUCAACAGGGAUACCACAAGUACCGCCGACGGUGCCUUAAUGAGCGAAAACGGUUGGGGAUCGGCCAAUCUCAGGAGAUGAACACUCUGUUCAGGUUCUGGUCCUUCUUCCUCAGGGACAACUUCAACAGGAAGAUGUAUGAGGAGUUCAAACAGUAUGCUGUAGAAGAUGCCAAAGACAACUACAGGUACGGAUUGGAGUGUCUGUUCAGAUACUACAGCUACGGUUUGGAGAAGAGAUUCAGAUUAGAUCUGUUCAAAGACUUUCAAGAAGAGACCCUCAGAGACUUUGAGAAAGGUCAGCUGUAUGGACUGGAGAAGUUCUGGGCCUUUUUGAAAUAUUCAAAGAUAAAGAACCAGCCUAUUGAUCUGAAGCUGCAGGAACACCUCUCGCAGUUCAAGAACUUGGAGGACUUCAGGGUGGUGCCCCCGAUAGGAGACGAUGGCAGCAGGAGGAGGCGUACCUCGUCCUCGGCUGGGGAUGAAGGGAGGCGUCGGAGACAUCCUUCCAACACUACCUCAAAGCCCGCGCAGGCCUCCAAAUCCUCCAGCACUUCAGCUGAGUCUGCCUCAGCCUCCGCCGCUGCACAGACCACACCCAAAGACAAAGCCCAGAAAGCAGCAGCGACAACAUCUGCACAGAGCAAGAAGACAGAAGCCAGAGCUGGGAAGAAGGAAAGUGGUGCACCAAAUAAAUGAAGCUCUCCUCCUGUAAACGUGGGUUUGAAAAGAAGCAAAGUGAGGCGGCUGCAGCUCUCGGCUCAGCGCUCAUUCAUUUCAGAGGCAAACUGCUUGGGUGUGAAGAGAGACUGAGCGUGGUUGAUCCAAUUUGAUUGUUUUUAUCAGUGCAUUUCAUUUAAAAGCAUAGGCAGCGAGCUUGAAUGUGUUCACCUGACAGCUCAUAACGUUUACAAAAAUAAAUGCAUUCCCUGCAUUUUGCCUUUUCAGAUGCCAAACUCUUCAACAAAUACUUUGAUUUCUACAAUAUGUAAACCGCGCUGGUCUAUAUAGGGCUGUUGAACUGUGAUUCUAGUUUGCCAAGAUGACACACACUGCACACAGUGUGUGACUAAUCGGAUACAGCAGGAUGUCGGAAGCUUUCUCAUUCAUUAAAAUAGACCGCGUUCUGCUUUUUUAAAAAGUCUUCCUAAUUGAUGAUUUGGGAUUCAGAUGUGUUUAAAAUUAAACACUUGCAGGUU